Protomyces lactucae-debilis is the source of this 628-nucleotide messenger RNA. RefSeq lists its product as uncharacterized. The record is from RefSeq and is a predicted model, not a curated record. The transcript has a single exon. Lineage: Eukaryota; Fungi; Ascomycota; Taphrinomycetes; Taphrinales; Protomycetaceae. Bases 214 to 609 code for a protein of 131 amino acids.
CUUCACAACUUCACAACGAGCACAUCACAUCGACGACUCGACUUCCUUGAUUCUUGAGUGGGAACAAAGCCGCUCGCGUAGCUAUAGUGCAGGCAACAGAAGUCACAGCGUCUGCUAUCUGUCUUCCGUUGAUCGCCGUUUCUUCACCAGCGUCUAGAAGUGGUGUUCCGGAUUAUGUUGCGACCUUGAUGGCGAGUGCCGUCUGUUUCGUAGAUGGCUGCAAGAUGGCAUGAAGUGUGUCUGUCCCUUGCAGCUCGGGGCAGGCUUGUGAGAUCGUGGCCUGCACAUCGGCAUGAUCCGGACAAUCCAGUAAGGCGUGCGCCAGGUCCUCUUUUAUUUCAAGGGUUGGGCGGCAAGUGCAAUGGAGCAACUCUUUUGGAGAUCUUGUCCAUCCUGAAGUCAAAGGUCAAUGCUUUGCCAUGUGCAUAUGAGGGCACAAUUCAACUCUUCUGUCAUAUGCUAGUUGUCGCAGCUACUGUCUGCAGCUGCUGCAAAUCAUUGCGCAUGAUCACAACUGCAAUGUUGUCGCAUGCGUCGGCAUAUGAAGCCUGCAAAUAUGUCUCCUUCCGUAGGUCGUGUUGGCCAAGCUGCUGCAACGAAAGCUGUUAGGAAUUCAAGUGCAUCCCCU